ACAGAGUACGUGAGGCAGCGAUGUCCCCAGCUGGGCCACGUCUCACUGCUCCAGGGAUUCCCCAAGAGACACUUCUCGGACUCUGAGCUGGGCAGCACGCUGGCGGAGCUUGGGCUGAAUCCCACCGCCACGUUGUGCGUGCGGGAUGAGCAGCGGGCAGCUGCUAUUCCCUCGCCACUGCCCCAUGAUGCCUACACGCCGAGGGCAACAGGUAACGCGGGCCAGGUCGUGGCCGAGAAGGGCAGUGCACCUGAGCGCCAGGCAGGAGCCACCCCAGGCCCGACGCCGCUCGCAGCCCCGGUCCACCCCUCAUCGGGCCUGGGGGAAGGGCGAGACUCUGGGCUUCCGGGCAACAGACAGCACGCCGGCUUCUGACGCGGAGGAACCUCCCGCUGUCCCGGGACACAGGGACCAGCCCGACGUGGGAGAGGCUCCCAUGGAAUCUCCAUCAAGGUCAAGGUCAACACACAGUUGGGGCCGAGGGCAGAGGCUGGCGGCAACGGGGAGCAGCGGCCAUCCCGACGAGGAGGAGGAGGAGGAGGAGGCGGAGGAACCCGGCGGGGACAUUGAGGAAGAGGACGCAGAGGAACUCCUCCCACAGCACCUGCUCAUCCCGCCCGCCUUUGACCCAGAAAUAAUCUUCCGCCAAAACGGAAACAGGAUCAGAAGUGGCUUUGAGCCUCGGUAUCAGUGGCCUGAUCAGGGAAACCGCCUGAGGGAGGAACUGGCAGCGGAGGAGACUCGGAAGCAGCAGGAUCUGCCCAGCGUCCUGGCUCAGGCAGCCCUGGAUCGGUUGAACAGGGCAGCCGAGAGCCCGCCCCGCCUCACGCCGCUGUCCGCGCAGAAGAAGCUGUGUCGAGCCACGCCAGUACCCUCGCUGUUCAACCUGGCAACCGGUAGUGCAGUCACUCUGAUGGCAGCGCCCAGCAUGCAGUACAGCCGCAGCCUGGCCUGCCUGACGCCCGAGCUGGCCGAACACCUCCUCCUCUAUGUCAUCAACCAGCGUCUCCUGCGCCCCAAGUCCUUCGAGAUCUUCUUCGGCUGCCAGAUCCAGAGGCUGGUGCUGGACUGCUACCCCUACGCCACCAACGACCUCCUGCGGCAGCUCCGAGCCUUCCACUCACUCAGGCACCUUAGCCUCUCCUCCUGUUCCCUGGUCACAGAUUCCGGUUUGGAGGUGCUGUCUUCCUUGCACAGAUUGCAGCACCUGAACCUUGCGGCCUGUGUGAAACUUACCAACAACUGUCUGUGCAGCAUUAAAGGUCUCAAUUGCCUUUCUCAUCUAAUCCUGGACCAGACCAAAGUAAGCGACUCGGGAAUGAUGGAAUACCUGGCUGUUGCCCCCGCAACGCUCGUUCACCUCAGUCUAAAUCAGACAGCCAUCAGUGAUCGGGUGUUGUCCGCCUUGCCAUCUGCCGUCCCGCAGCUUCGUCUCCUCAGCAUCAAACAUACCAAGGUGUACGACGUUUCAGCCCUGAAGGAUCUGCUGUCUCUUCAGACCCUGCAUCUGGACAACACGUGCGUCACCGAGAGCUCCCUGCGCACACUGGGCUCUCACUCCACUCUCUCCUCUCUCAGUCUGUGUGGCCUGCACUCCCCCAGCGGAGAUGUCACACUGCAGAUUAUCUCAGGUCUAAAGCUGACUCACCUGAAGCUCCCGGACAGGCAUUCAGUCAGUGAUUCUGGUCUCUGUUUCCUGUCUCUCUUGGAGCGACUGACGGAGCUGGACCUGACGGACUACACACAGGUGACGGACGAGGGGGUCAGCCACCUUGCUCGGCUUCUGAGGCUGACCAAGCUAUCGCUGAGCAACACGCUGGUGACAGACGCUGGCCUGGUUCACCUGCAGCCUCUCAAGUACCUGGAAGAGCUGUGCCUGGAUCGCACCAAUGUUGGCAGCAAGGCAGUGGCCCAGUGCAUCCGGACCCUGCCCCAUUUACAGGUGCUGGGCUUGGCGUCGACCCGCGUGGGGGACAGUGUGGUGGCACAGGGGCUGCUGCUCUGCACCCAGUUGCUCAAGGUCAACCUCAGCCGCACACGCAUCACAGAUCGAGGUCUGAGGUACCUGAGUCAGACCAAGGUGGUGCAGGUGAAUCUCGAUGGGACGGGUGUGACGGUGCAUGGUGUCAGCGGACUGAUGGCAAACUGCCCCGGCAUCACCAGCAUCCGCGCCAACAGCCUCCGAACCCUGCCCCCGGACCAAGCCUCCGACGAAGAGAUGGUGGCUGAGGACUGACAGGAGGCCAGGAGUGAGGGGAGGAUGUGGAGUAGGGGGGGAGGAUGGGGCGAAUAUCCCACCUGUCCCGAGACUAAGUGAUGGGGCAGUGUAGAGAGAGCUCCACACGCCAAACUUGCUUUGGGAGUGGGUGACGGGGCAGUGGAGCAGGAACAUUACCCUGUAUCUAACACUUGUUUUUGUUAUUCCUGGGAAAUACACAGGGAAUUCUAUCACCUUAUCUGGGUGUGUGUGACGGGACUGUGCUGAGGGAGCUUCAUUCUGUGUCUGACCCCAGGCGUGUGUGAUGGGAUGGUGUAGAGGGACAUUCACUCUGUGUCCUCUUCCCUCUCUCCCUCUCCUGUAAAUCCCCAUCUCCCCCACCCUCUCCCCACCAGUCAGUCUCUCCCACUGUUGGCCCCCUGAAGUCUCCCCUCACCCAUCUCCCCACCACACCCUCCCCCAGCCUUGAUACCCUACACUGCCCACGUCGCCCCUCACCCAUUUCCCCAUCACACUCGCCCCCCACCCCUACACGUGGCAGCCAGUAACUCUUCCCAAUCUCCCCCACCCCUCAUCACAUUCGUCUGUCCCCAUCCCUCUCCCCAUGGUACACUCUUCCCCCUGCCGCCAUCCUAAGCACCCCAUAACUCUCCCC
This is a messenger RNA of Leucoraja erinaceus (little skate), 2873 nucleotides long. RefSeq names its product dynein regulatory complex subunit 6-like. Gene Ontology annotation, molecular function: protein binding. The transcript is spliced from 12 exons. The record is from RefSeq and is a predicted model, not a curated record. The coding region runs from base 146 to 2236 and encodes 696 amino acids. Gene Ontology annotation, cellular component: SCF ubiquitin ligase complex. Gene Ontology annotation, biological process: SCF-dependent proteasomal ubiquitin-dependent protein catabolic process. NCBI's taxonomy places the organism in Eukaryota, Metazoa, Chordata, Chondrichthyes, Rajiformes, Rajidae.